AUGGGUUGCUCACACUCGUCCGGACUCCCAGAGGCCCCUACGAAGCACACCUUUGGUGGUGUCGAGCGCGAGAAUGUCGCAAAGAGUGCAUUGCAAGUCCGAGACAAGGUUCUGGUGGAAUGUGAGGAGCCUUCGUCGAUGGCAGACUUUGAUUCUUGGAGGCACGUCAUGGACGAAGACGACGUGAAGGCGCUCGACAGUGGAAAGAAUAUGCCGAUCAAUCGCACGGCACAUCAGCAUUAUGCGACCCAGACUCGGCGUGCCUUGCAAGAGUUGACGAGUGACCCGGAAGUGCUGAAACGCUUGGUGAAGAAGCACCGGAUGGAAAACGACCGCAUCUCGACGUGUGUCAGCCACGGGACGACGAGUCCGUCACCGGCAGAAGCCGUGGAUGCGCCUCCGUCAAGCCCUGUGUCACGGAAGCCUACGAUCGUCUCCUUGGGUUGA
Molecule: messenger RNA, 447 nt
Organism: Symbiodinium sp. CCMP2456
Lineage: Eukaryota; Dinophyceae; Suessiales; Symbiodiniaceae
Source: the annotation of a GenBank genome assembly